UACAGCUAAGGUGUAUUCGGAGUUCACGUCACGUAUCGUAUUUUUAAGAUGUUUAUGCAAAGUAGCACAAGAUAAACAAAUAUUAUUUAGUAUUUUGAAUGAACAGUAUAUUUCAAAAUGGAACCAAAUAGUCGCGGCAGGAGGAACGAGCUAGAUGUAGACAGUUUUCGUAGUGAUGACGCAGGCUUUGAUAGGGCUCGUAAUAGAAGACAAUCCGGCGGUUUCGUGGAUCUAGGCAAUGAAUCACAAUAUGGAACAGGUGGACACCAAGCAUCUGGAGCUAACGAAAUCUUUGCAGAUAUUCAGGGAGAUGUUCCAUGGUGGAAAUCCAACUUCUUUAUAUCCCAACCAGUCCUCUUUGGCACCUGGGAUGGAGUGUUCACAUCUUGCCUUAUCAAUAUUUUUGGAGUCAUUGUAUUUCUGCGGUCCGGCUGGAUAGUGGCUCAAGCUGGCUUAGUUAAUGCUAUUCUAAUUGUGUUUUUCACAGUGUUUGUAGCUCUGAUCUCAGUGUUGUCAGCAGUGGGUAUUUGUGAAAGAUGUCGUAUAGAAAGUGGCGGAGUGUAUUUCUUACUUGCCCACACAUUGGGCUCCAGGAUGGGAGGCUCUCUGGGAAUUGUCUACUGUUUUGGCCAGGCUGUAGGUUGUGCACUAAACGUGUUUGGUUUUGGAGAGUCCAUGGCCAAGUUAUUCGGAACUGAAGAAACGUGGGCGGCGCGUGGAUUCGCCAUUGCCGCGGUGCUGUUGUUGGGCACGAUAAACAUCGCGGGCGUCAAAUGGGUUAUAAAGCUGCAGUUUGUGUUACUGCUCAUCAUUCUGAUGGCUGCUUUGGACUUCUUUGUUGGUUCAUUUACAGCUCACACUGAUGUUCCUGGAUUUAACGGAUGGCUAAAUAGCACGAUAUCCUACAAUAUGUGGCCGGAGUACAAGGAUUACACCUGGUUCAAAUGCUUUGGUGUAUUCUUCCCCACUAUCACAGGCAUUCUGGCUGGCAUCAAUAUGAGUGGGGACUUGAAAAAUCCUUCAAUGAAUAUCCCUAGUGGUUCUUUGGCAGCUAUUGGCACAGGAACUUUCCUAUACUUGAUGUUCGUCAUAACCCUAGCCGCAACCGUAAGCAGAGAAGUGUUGCUGACAAACUUCUCCAUCGCCACAGACAUUUCAGCCAUAACAGUUCUUCUCCUAGCAGGCUUGUAUGUCAGCUCCAUGAGCUCGUGCUUAGGAGCUAUGUACGGAACCCCUAGAGUCUUACAGAGCAUUGCUAAUGAGAAAGUUAUACCUGGACUUGAGACCCUAGGACAUGGAAGAGGUCCAAAUAAAGUCCCCAUAUACUCCAUGGUCGUAGUAGCCAUAGUAACCAUCACGUUCAUCAUCAUCGGCGACAUCAACAAGCUCGCGCCCAUCGUGACCAUGCCCUUCCUUAUCACCUACGCUAGCAUUGAUUACUCUUACUUUGCCCUCGCUCAGACGUUUGAUUUGCAACAUAAGCGUGAGAUGAGAUUCCAGGGACAUUCACAGAGAGAUACGCAAGUGUAUGGCGCUACUGGCAGUGACUUAGACCUAUUGUUCCCUGAAAGAAUAAGGCACAAGAAUGUUGGUGAUUUCACGCCGUCCCCAACCGACCCGGCGAUGAUGAACGGGCGAGCGAGCGGCGACGCCGACACCGCCGACGCCGACGGCGACGCGCGCCGCCCCAACGUCAGCGUGCACUCCAAGAACAAGAACUGGUACUCGCACCUCUGCAACCGGUGGCUGUCGCUAGUCGGGGUGGCCAUAAAGCUGCUGCUAAUGUUCCUGGUGCACUGGGCGUACGCGCUGGGCUGCCUGAGCAUCCUGUGGCUGCUGUGGCUGUACAUCGGCGCCGCCAACCCCGCCGUCAAGCCCGGCCGCGCCAACGAGUUCCGCUUCUUCCACUGGCUGAAGAUCGCGUUCCUGCAGGCAAUAGGAAAACGGCCACUAGAGUACGAGCAGCUGGUAGUGACGCCCGUGCACUCCGACAUCCGCGUGGAGCAGGAGCGGCUCAACGACGACAACGAGGACUUCGCGUCGCGCCGCCGCUACCACCAGUCCACCAACGUGCAGAGCCACCUCGUCAGCGUCACGUAGCCAUCGCUACCCGCUUCUAACACUUACCAACCUCUUGCAAACCUCCAUUAGGCUGGUUUUAGUGUCACGCGGAGCGAUCCGCACUGGACUAAUAUGUGUUAGGUAACUGAAGCGUUUUAGAGAGGCGCGGACGACAACAUCAACUUCAUACAAAUUGGUAGCGAGGAUCGCUUCGCGCGGACGGUCCUCGUGACACUAAAACCAGCCUUCAGGGUCAGUUGGAGCAACCACAGUUAACCGACAUCACGCCGUAGUCUAUGGAAAUCCCAUACAAUAAAAUUAUGAACGCUAAAUUCGGUAACAAACGGUUUGGUGCAACCGACCCCUUACUUUUUGAUAACUGACGCACGCGUCAACAGCCCAAUAUCAACCUUUAUUUGUGCAUUCUGACUAAAUUCGCGAGGAUACGCUGCACACGAUAUACUCAGUUCGUUUUCACAUUAUCCGAUCCGAUAUCAGAUGUCGGAAGGAUUUCAAAGGGAAAAAUCAAAGAUGGCGUCCUACAUGGAUAUCGGUCCUACAUCCGAUAUCGGAUCGGAUAAUGUGAAAACGCACUUAGAGGCACAAACGAACUUACUCAGAGUUUGAGGGUUGAUACCCUUAUUUAUUAAAUCUCUCUAACAAACUUAAAAUGCAUAAUGAUGGUUGUCACAUAUUUUUUAUUCACGCUGUUUAAUUUUAACCUUUAGUGUGGCAAAAAAUUGGCUAUAAUAUGAAUAAAAUGCUUUUGAGGAAGGACUCGGUCCUAAAACACGCAUUUAGCCAGACUGAAGUAACGGCGCCAGGGUCAAAUGUUUAGGUCUUUCUUGUAGACAUGAAUAUAAACUUAACAUAUACAAUUUUGAUACAUUUUACUACCGCUUUUGACGGAAAUUUUGAAUAAUACCUAAUUAAAUAAGUAAGGUGGCAGCAAAAAGAUUGUCAACAGCAUCCCUUGCUGCUCUUGGGGUUUAUAACAUCCUGGGGCUUUAUGUAUAGCCCAUUGUGCAAAGCGCCAUUCCAAAUAAUACUUAUUUUGUAUUAAUUUUACGUAACUAAGUAACUAAGAUACUUAUUUAUUAACGUUUUUAUAAUGUACAUAGAAUUACUUUUUAAGAACAGCUUGACCUUAAAGUAUACAGUUAGUACGUUUGCAAAAUAAUUGCCGACUUUUUAUCAAUACAAAAGGUUGUGUUUUUAAUAUUAAAAUUAAUUAAUUUAAUCAUAUCAGUGUAAUAUUGAUAACGAUAUCUACAUGCAUAAAUAUUGUAUACCUAUGGGGCGUUUUCACAAAAAUAAUGUGAUCAUACCUCUUAUUUGGACAGAUAGAUCCCUAUUCCCUGGCUUAUACCUGUAAUAAUGUCGGGACAGCUGAACAACAACCAGAAAAGACAGACCAACUUGCCCAUUGCACAGCACAAACUGUUUUAUUUUCCUGAAAGCGCCCCAUACCUACAUGUAUUCUUCAUAUUGUUAAUUACAACCAGGGGCCCAUUUCUCAAAACUGAAAGUUUCAAGUUACAAGCGGAAGUCUCUCUUUCCAACUUGUCAUAUUAGACAUUAACAACUGCUUGUAAAUUGUAACUUGUAGCUAAAUAUAUCGAUACUAUGCCAUAUGGCCGCCCAAACAAUACAGUGAGAAGAUAAAAAGGAAGAUGGUUUACCACGAACAUCGGAAUCUUCUUAAAACUGUCUUUAUUUUCCUCUUCUGUCGAUCGCGAAUACUCAGGAGCGAUAACAGACUCAGACGUCGAUAUUUCGAUAAACUGUAUUUUGUGCUAGGCCUUUCAGGAUACCUUAGCAACUGUGUUGAUUCUAUAAUGAGAUUAAUUGUUAAUUAUACUUACUCAUGUUUUAUUGUAUUGUAUUAAUUUUAUGAUGAAAUAUGCCCGGAUAAUAUCAUAUGUAAUUGAACUACUGACAUUCAACUUUAAUGAAUUACAAGCUUAAAGCU
Molecule: messenger RNA, 4033 nt
Organism: Leguminivora glycinivorella
Lineage: Eukaryota; Metazoa; Arthropoda; Insecta; Lepidoptera; Tortricidae
Product: solute carrier family 12 member 8
Exons: 12
Coding region: 118-2100 (660 amino acids)
Biological process (GO): chloride ion homeostasis; potassium ion import across plasma membrane; cell volume homeostasis
Cellular component (GO): membrane
Molecular function (GO): potassium:chloride symporter activity
Source: RefSeq, a predicted model, not a curated record